Mercurialis annua (annual mercury) is the source of this 2539-nucleotide messenger RNA. Its product is annotated as probable myosin-binding protein 4. The record is from RefSeq and is a predicted model, not a curated record. The coding region runs from base 279 to 2375 and encodes 698 amino acids. Gene Ontology annotation, molecular function: myosin binding. NCBI's taxonomy places the organism in Eukaryota, Viridiplantae, Streptophyta, Magnoliopsida, Malpighiales, Euphorbiaceae. The transcript has 3 exons.
UUUGCUCAUCCGGUAGCAACCAAACAAAAUGCAAGACAGUUAAUUUCAACGGUCUCUCUCAGAAUGAAAUUGAUAUUCAGAUCUUCCCACAAUUUUUAUUUUCUUUUAAUAAUUACGUUUACUUAAACUUUGAUCUGCAAUGCCCUUCAAUUCGUAAUCAUCAUUUCACAACCAGCAGGUUGCUGCUGCUUGCUAUGCUGAAUUUGGGAAGGAAACAUCUAUUUUGUGGUCAGUGAUUGUCAUAUUUGUAUGGAAUUAUAGAGUGAUUUCUGGUAAAAAUGGCUGAAUCCAGCACUUCUAUUGCAGAAGUAUGGAAGAAUUUGCAGGGUUUUAUGAUUCUUUUAGAAUAUGCAGCUUGUGAAUUAUUUUUGAACUUUUUGCUGCUUAUUGAUGCUCUAUUCUCAUAUCUGCUGACGAAAUUCGCACGCUACUGCAAACUGCAAAGACCUUGCAUUUUGUGCUCGAGGCUUGAUCAUGUAUUGGAAAAUGAAAAACCUACAUUUUACUGUAAUCUUCUAUGCAGCAACCAUAGAUCAGAGAUAUCAUCUAUGUUUUCUUGUUGCAUCCAUGGAAAUCUUGCUGAUGGUAAUAGUAUGUGCGACGAAUGUUUCCUGUCAUUUUCCAGGAAAUCAAAAUCAAGCUCAGAUAUGGAAAGGCUAUUGAUGGGUAAGUUUGGAUUUGAUCUUAGUUCUCACGGCUGCCAGAGUUCGUUAAUAAACGGAGAAUCCGUUCUCGAUUCUGAUAGUGUGAAGCAGUGUUCAUGUUGCAAUAAGCCUUGGAUAUCAAGACAGAAAGUUGACAAGCCGCAUCUGGUAAAAGUAAAACCGCCGAGGAGUGGAGUGUCUGUGCCUAACAUUCCUUUACCGCGGCGUCUGACUCAUCGUGAGAGCUUAAAGAAGAUGAGGGAAAGAUUUUCAGGGUCAACAACUCCUGGCCGUCUUGGAAAAUUGAAUCCUGAUCCUUUAUCUCAUGUCGGAUAUAAAGAACUUAAGAUAACUUCCGAUUCAGAUUCCGAAUUUCCAAUUUCGGAUGACGAUGACGGUAGUAAUGCUAGUGUUCGUAGAAUGAAGGAGCCAAAGGAAGUUCCACCUAUUACUCUGACCAAUUAUUUUCAUUUUAAUGCUAAUAGAGAUCAUGACCGGGGACAGAAACCGAAUCAAAAAGCCUACCCAUCUGCACUACCGGAGCUUAUUUCUCUCGACGAUUUUCCAGCUUUAUCCCAUGGAGUGGUGGAAUCAAUAGAGAACAGUGAGCUUAAAUUUCAUGUCUCUCAGAACUCUAAUCCUUCUGUGCUAUCUCAGCUUAUGGCUUUAGUUGAUGCUCCCUCGUUAUUCAAACGUCCUUCUGAAAUAUCACAACGGAAAUCAGCAGAAAUUGCAAACAUCGACCAGGUUGCUAAUGAAUGUAAGAAUCAGAUUGAUGACUUGAAAUCGACGAUUGAAAUAGCUGCAAAGGAACCGGAAGGAUGUGAAGAAGAAGAGAAAUUUCCAGACGAGAGAGUCCCCAUCGCCCAUGAGGACAAUGGCGAUGAAGGACAGAUAAUUGAGUCUGGUGUUGAAUCAAUUGAUGAAAGCUCUGUCAGCGAGAUUGAAAACGAAGGCGACAAUAUCGUUGAUCGAUUAAAAAAACAAAUACAGAACGAUAAAAGAUGCAUAAAUGCUUUGUAUAAGGAACUCGAGGAAGAACGAAAUGCUUCUGCCAUUUCAGCAAAUCAUGCAAUGGCUAUGAUCACAAGGCUGCAAGAAGAAAAAGCUUCAUUACAUAUGGAAGCGUUACAGUACUUACGAAUGAUGGAAGAGCAAGCGGAAUAUGAUGUAGACGCGCUAGAGAAAGCUAAUGAUCUGUUGGCUGAAAAAGAAAAAGAAAUACAAGACAUGGAAGCUGAUUUAGAGUAUUUCAGUUUACAACUCCUAGCCGAGCCAGCUCUGCACACUGUUCCGUCAGUUCGCGUAAAUCACGAAGAGAAUCUUAUCAAUGUAAAGUCUUCAUGGAAAGAACUCGAAGACGAAAAGCUAUUCCUUUCGCAGUAUUUAAAGGAUUUGGAGACGAAAUUUCAUAAUGCGGCUAAUCAAGACACCAACUCUGAAGAAACAGCAGAUGGAGAAAGUAACAAAGCGGAGACUGAUCAUAAAAAGUCUAACAGUACUUCGACUGAUGGAGAUGAAAUCGGUAGGAACGAAAAAAUCAAUCUGGUGAAUCUGGAAAAUGAAAUUUCAGACAUUAAUGAAAGACUGGAAGCUCUUGAAAGUGAUUGGAAUUUUGUGGAGCAUACUCUUAGCUCUCUCCAAGCUGGAAAAGAGGGUCUCUGUCUUGUUCAAGAAAUAGCUCAGAACCUACAAGAACUGCGAAAAACCGCAACGAGAGGUAGACCUUAAAUGUUCCUCCAUUGAUCAUGCACAUUAAUUUUUUUGAAGUUAAUUAGCGUAUUUAAAAACAAAAUUAGUUGUUUUUUUGUUUAUGUAUUUGAUUGUCCAUAUAACAGCCAGUCCUGUAAUUGUCUUAAUCAUUUUCUCCCACAUAGUAUCAUUCUUUCAUUCAA